UAAUUCGGUCUAAAAAUUGUAAGUCACGCAUAGAACAAAUCAUUAUAAUCUUUAAAAAUUUUAUUAAAAAUCACGAUGAGAGAAAUCGUACACAUCCAAGCAGGACAAUGUGGAAAUAAUAUCGGAACUAAAUUUUGGGAAGUUGUCUCGGACGAACACGGACUGACAUGUGACGGAAUUUUUCAAGGAGAGUCGGAACUGCAAUUGCAGCGCAUAAAUGUGUACUUUACUGAAGGAUCUGAUUACAAGUUUAUACCCAGAGCCAUUUUAGUCGAUCUCGAUCCAGGUAGUUUAAGUUCCACGUUAUCCAGUCGGUAUGGUAGGCUAUUUAAUCCGAAUAGUUUUAUAGCGGGUCGAGCUGGGACUAGUAAUAAUUGGGCUAAAGGUUAUUACACCGAAGGUGCUGAGUUAGUUGAUACAACCUUGGAUCUUAUUCGAAAGGAGGCUGAAUCUUGUGAUCUGAUGCAAGGAAUUCAAUUAGUUCAUUCUCUUGGUGGUGGCACCGGUGGUGGCAUGGGUUCCCUUUUAUUACAAAAAUUAAAAGAAGAAUACGCAGAUAGAAUAAUAAAAUCUUACAUCAUAUUACCAGCUCCAAAAAUGUCUAACAUUGUUGUGGAACCCUACAAUGCCAUUUUAUCUCUUUGCCAUCUCAUAGAUAGUAAUGACGAAACCUUUUGCAUGGACAAUGAGGCCCUACAUUACAUUUGCACCGAGACCUUGAAACUCGCCUCUCCUACUUACAGUGAUCUAAAUUAUUUGAUAUCCAAUUGCAUGGCUGGCAUCACAACUUGUUUCAGAUUUCCUGGACAAUUGAAUACCGAUCUAAGAAAACUUCUAGUAAACAUGGUACCUUAUCCAAGAUUACACUUUUUUGUGCCAGGUUAUGUGCCUCUCACGUCGAAAAGAGUGGCCCCUUACAGAGUACUUACGGUGCCUGAAUUGACUAAACAAAUGUUUGAUGAAAAGACAAUGUUUGCUCGUUGUAAUCCAAAGAACGGUAGAUUCUUAACAAUUGCUGCAAUUUUUAGAGGUAGAAUGUCAACUAGGCAUGUGGAUCAGCAAAUGAUGAACAUUCAAAAUAAAAACAGUUCUUAUUUCAUCGAAUGGAUACCGAAUAAUAUAAAAACAGCGAUCUGUGAUAUCCCACCACGUGGGCUUAGCAUGAGUGCUACAAUGGUGAUGAACACCACAGCUAUUCAAGAAUGUUUUAAAAAAAUGUUAAAUAUUUUCGACGGGAUGCUUAAAAAAAAAGCUUACCUUCAUUGGUAUACCAAUGAGGGAAUGGAAUUGUCCCAAUUUUUAGAUGCAAAGAACAGCGUUUAUGAAAUCGUUUCAGAGUAUCAGCAGUAUCAAGAAGCACCUACUGAAACGGUCUUUGAAGAGGAAGAGAUAAUUUAUCAAUGAAUUGAGAAUUCAUUAGGAAUAAAAUUAAAUUAAAUUAAUGAUUAUAUAACUUAUAAAAUGUUAAUGAUAAAUGAUAUCAACUCUUUUACAUUUAUUUCUGAAAUAUUAUUGGUAUUGUUUAUAUUUUCAGUAGAAACGCAGGGAUAAAGUGGUCUCAUCAUUAUUUUUAUUAUAAGUAUUAUAUUUUGAUCGGCUUCCUUUUACAAUAAUAAUAAUGAAACUAACAGCAGUUCGAACGAUUACGAAUUUCUUUUUUCGGUGAUUUUAUAUAUACUUGUAUCGCAAAGUGAUAAAGAUUAUAUAAUAUGCACCUACAUACCACCCUAACAAACCUAUAUUCCUUAAAAUAAAAGAGUUCAAGUUUUGCUCGUAGAAAUUAACAAAUGAUUCAUAAAAUAUAAACUACCAGGCAGGAAAAGAUAAAGAUAAGCAUUGUCGUUGUACGAGAAACGACGUCCUUAAAAAAUCGUAUAUUACUUCUUUUUAUUCUUUUCUUUCCUUUUUUAAUAAAAAAAAAAAAAAACCGCAGUACGUCCUAAGCAUUCCUCGCAAUUAAACGAUACUUGCGAACAUAUAUUGCGAACAUAUAAAAGAAACGAGAAAAAAAUAGGAAGAGAGGAAGAGAGAGAAAGAGAGAAAGAGAAAGGAGCAUAUUUUUGUCACUUUUUUUUCUUUUUGGUAAGAUCGCUUUGGCGAACGAAGUACGAUUACAUCGGUGCCUUAUAUAAAUUUUAUAUUUUAUUUAAAAUCCAUCGCACGAAUUCGAUGUUUCUUUGGGAAUAAAUAUAAAUGAAUUAAUCAAUGGUCUCGAAUCAGUAUUGUUCGAUCGAUCGAUAAAUUCGAACACAGAAAAUACAUAUAAUAUCUUAAAUAUACAUAGCAUUGUAUUAAAUCUUUUGAAAUUGUUUCCAAACAUUAUCUCCGACAACUCUGACAUUAUCGGGAAUGAAAUGUACGUUUUUUAAGAUAGUUUCAAUCGUUCAUUAUUAAAAACGUACGUAAUCGUAUAAAAGUAUCAAAAAGGUGUCAUGAUGAACGUUUAAAAGUAUCAAAGAACAAUUUCUUUGACAUUUUUACACUUUCAUUCGGAAGAAGAACAGUAUAAAGAAGAAAGAGGAAAAAUAGGAGAAGGAGAGGAUGAAGAUAAAGAUGUAAAAAUAUUGGAACACUCGCAUUUUAUUCCUGUUCGCAAGCCUCGAAAUCGUCAGCGCAUUCUUCAGCUUCAAAAUCCUCUUCGGCUGUAGCUUCUUGAUAUUGUUGGUACUCAGAGACCAAAUCGUUCAUGUUUGAUUCUGCUUCGGUAAAUUCCAUCUCGUCCAUACCUUCUCCCGUGUACCAAUGCAAGAAGGCCUUUCUCCUGAACAUAGCAGUGAACUGUUCGGAAAUUCUCUUGAACAAUUCUUGAAUAGCUGUGGUAUUUCCAAUGAAGGUCGAUGACAUCUUCAAACCUUUAGGUGGUAUGUCACAGACAGCGGUCUUCACAUUAUUCGGAAUCCAUUCGACGAAAUACGAACUGUUUUUAUUCUGUACGCUGAGCAUCUGCUCGUCAACUUCUUUCAUUGACAUUCUACCACGGAAUACAGCAGCAACGGUUAGAUAUCUUCCAUGUCUGGGAUCACAGGCAGCCAUCAUGUUCUUAGCAUCGAACAUUUGCUGCGUCAGUUCGGGUACCGAAAGAGCUGAGUAUUGUUGCAUAGAUCUAGACGUUAAAGGUGCGAAACCAGGCAUGAAGAAGUGGAGCCGAGGGAAGGGUACCAUGUUGACAGCAAGUUUCCUUAAAUCUGCGUUAAGUUGACCAGGAAACCUUAGGCAUGUUGUUACUCCAGACAUAGUCAACGAAACCAGAUGAUUUAGGUCACCAUAGCUAGGAUUGGAGACCUUCAAUGUGCGGAAACAGAUAUCAUAAAGAGCUUCGUUAUCGAUGCAAUAAGUCUCAUCGGUGUUUUCAACCAAUUGAUGAACGGAUAGAGUCGCAUUAUAUGGUUCUACCACAGUAUCAGAGACUUUUGGCGAUGGCAUAACCGAAUAAGUAUUCAUAAUCCUAUCAGGAUACUCUUCACGAAUCUUAGAUAUCAGAAGAGUUCCCAUACCGGAUCCAGUACCUCCUCCAAGCGAAUGGGUCAGCUGAAAACCUUGGAGACAAUCGCAAUUCUCGCAUUCCUUCCUCACUACGUCAAGAACCGAGUCCACCAAUUCGGCUCCCUCGGUGUAAUGACCUUUGGCCCAGUUAUUACCGGCACCGGACUGCCCGAAGACGAAAUUAUCCGGUCUGAACAACUUCCCGUAUGCUCCGGAUCGUACUGCGUCCAUCGUACCUGGUUCCAAGUCAAGAAGAAUCGCUCGAGGAACAUAUUUUCCACCGUUCGUUGAUGUGGCCACUGUAAAAAGAAAAUGAAUCUAAUCAAGUCCCUGUUAAAAAUUUAAAAUCGAACUUUGAACUCACACAAUCAUAUAUCUUAUUUCACUUU
Messenger RNA from Vespa velutina, 3872 nucleotides. Its product is annotated as tubulin beta-1 chain-like. Gene Ontology annotation, molecular function: structural constituent of cytoskeleton; GTPase activity; GTP binding. Gene Ontology annotation, cellular component: cytoplasm; microtubule. The transcript is spliced from 5 exons. Bases 76 to 1404 code for a protein of 442 amino acids. The record is from RefSeq and is a predicted model, not a curated record. NCBI's taxonomy places the organism in Eukaryota, Metazoa, Arthropoda, Insecta, Hymenoptera, Vespidae. Gene Ontology annotation, biological process: microtubule cytoskeleton organization; mitotic cell cycle.